AUGCGUUGGACCGACGAGAACGAACAGCUCCUCUGGAAGCUCAUCUUCGAAACCCAAACCAUCACCCUCGACCUCGACAAGGUCUCUCAGGCAUGGCCCGGAGAUGACAAGCCUACCCCCAAGGCGAUCGAAAGACACUUGGACAAAUACCGCAAGAGCGGAAGUGGAGUCAGCUUCCAGAAAGGCCAGCAGAAGCGAGCUGACACCGAAGCCGGGCCGGCGACUCCUCACAAGAAACGCAAGAAGGCGGCCAAGAGCCCCAAGGCUGGCAAGGACAAGGAGGAGGAUAAGGAGCCUGCUGCUGCUGCUGCUGCGGGCGAGGAAGAGUGA
This is a messenger RNA of Aspergillus japonicus CBS 114.51, 330 nucleotides long. RefSeq lists its product as uncharacterized. The coding region runs from base 1 to 330 and encodes 109 amino acids. The record is from RefSeq and is a predicted model, not a curated record. Lineage: Eukaryota; Fungi; Ascomycota; Eurotiomycetes; Eurotiales; Aspergillaceae. The transcript is spliced from 3 exons.